UUUAUUUUAUUUUCCAUGAGAUUAGAGGGCGUGGCCUUCGUCAUUCGGCGCGAUCGGGUUUUCCACCGUUGUCGCAUCCGCUCCCGUGGCGGCUUCUAGGGCUUGAGGAGCCGCCCCCCUCCGCCGGGAACCCGCACCCCGUUCCAAACCCUAACCCUAACCCUAACCCCAAUUCGAAAUCCAGAAUCAAAUCACUUGGAACACGGUUUCUCUCUGUGAAGAUUUUUGUCUUUUAUUAGUAGAUUUUGCCAAGGGCUUUUGGGAAAAGCUAUAAAUUAACGGUCUUUAAGUUUUGGGAAAAGCUAUCAAUUAACAGUCAUAAAGUCAGUUUGAUUGUAUUGAGGGGAGGUAUAGUGCAAUGGAUGCUGCCGAAUCUGGCCGAAGCCGCAGCAAGAGAGAAUAUGAGUAUGAUUUUGAUGCUAGGAGUAGUAGAAUGGAUGAUGAGGGGGACAGGGAAGAUGCCGACAAGAGGAGGAGCCGAUCAAGCAAGUCGAGGAGGCACGGCCAGGCCGAUGAAGUAGAGGAACUCGAAGAUGGAAGGAGGAAGGUUUCAGGGGAGAUGGAUGACCUUCGGAAGAGGUCAGGUAGUGGGGAUGAUGAUGAUUAUGAUAGGAGAAGGGAGUCCCGAUCCUCCAAGUAUGUGAGAAAAAGCCCGAAUGAUAGAGGCGAGAAGAGAUCGAGUGAUGCGUAUUAUAAAGACAGGGAUGGGGAUAGCAGUAGGCAGCGGAGAGAUGAAGAGAGUGAAUGGGACUCUUUGAGGAAGGAGAGUAGUAGAGAGAAGAGUUUGAGGUAUCCAGACAGGAAGGAUAGCAGUAGAGAGAGAGAGCGAGGGCAAAGUGAAGAGGAAAGGAAUCCCUCUCAUAGGAGAUGGGAUGAGGCAGAUGUAGGGAGGAAGGGUGAUGAGAGUAGCAGUCUUGAUAAGUCAGAGUUGAGAGAUGGGAAAACUUCUUAUCAUGAUAAGCAUGGGAGUGCAAGAGAUCGAAAUGAAUCGGGUGAGAAGGGUGGGAGGUCCAGUAAUAGGGAGGAGAGAAGGGAAGUUGUUGAGAGGAGCAAGAAUCAAGGAUACAAUGAAGACACCAAGUUGGAUACAACUAGUUAUGAUGAUAAAUCAAACACACUCAGAGAUGAUAAGCAUCAAAUGGUACAGGAGAGAUCUCCAGAAGAGAAAGCCGAGAAGCACAGGAAACAAUCAGAUGCUGUACAGGGAAGUCGUGAUGAAGAUGGAAAAAGGGAAAGGUCUCUUAAUUUGGAUGAAGAUGGACGGUCUGUAUUGAGGGAUAGCAGCAAUAGAGAGAAUCGCCGUAGUAAAAGAUCUCGGUCACCUGAGAGAAAUACACGAUAUCACAGAGAGUUUGCUGAACGAGAUCAAGCCUUUUCAGAUUCUGACAAUGAAAGAAGCAUGAGUAUGAAGGGUAGUAAAGACGGGGAGGAGGCCCAUGGGGGUGAUAGGUAUUCAAAGGGAAGGGAUAGUAAAUCAAGUGAGAAAUAUAGGGAUCACGAGGGGUAUAAAGAACAAUGGAGAAGGAAUAAAGAUGGUGAUGAAUAUGAUCCUCUGAAAGAAUGGGAUUCACAGAGGAGCGGGCAAGAGAGGGUGGACAGUGGCAACUUUCACAAUCGGCCCGGAUAUAGGAAAGAAUCUAGAAUCAGGUCUGAAGGUGCAAAGGGUUCCGACUCGAUUGAGAUUAGACCUAACAGGAAUCUUGACUUCGGAAGGGAGGGUUCUGUUUCGGGAUAUAGCGGUAGGAGAGCUGAAGUGGGUUCGCAGCAGAAUUUUGGUUCAGGAACUAGUGACGAUGAAUGUGGACCAAAUUACGGCUAUGCGGAUGAUUUACAGGAGAGAUAUCAUGACGAUGGCUCAUCUAUUGAUCAAAUUUCUGGGAGAAAUUCUCUUCCUCCUCAAUCUGGGAGAGGAAGGAUGACUAAAGGAGCUAUGACUUCUAAUCGUAUGGGUGCUGGUGAAGGUGCUUCUAGUAUCUUGAUUUCUCCACAUGGAAACAGCCCUGGAACAGCUUCUUUCAAUAGGGCUUCUCAAGGACCCAAGGGUGGCCGACCAGGUAGAGGGGGAAGAGGCAGAAUGACCGGGAGAGAUUCUCAACCAGUUGGGGGAGUUCCAAUGCCUAUGAUGGGCCCUCCAUUUGGCCCUCUUGGGUUGCCACCUGGACCAAUCCAGCCUAUUGGGGCAAACAUACCCCAUUCACCGGGCCCACCAAUUGGCCCUGGUGUAUUCAUUCCUUCAUUUCCCGGGCCCCUUGUUUGGCCAGGAGCUCGAGGUGUCGACAUGAAUAUGUUGGCUGUCCCACCCAACAUUCCGCCUAUCCGCCUUCCUGGGCCUGGUGGGCCUAGGUUUGGGCCCAAUAUGGGGGCUGGCUCGAACCAUUCAAUGUACUUAAAUCAGUCUGGUCCAGGACGAGGAACUCCACCAAACUUAUCAGUUCCAGGCUUCAACCCUAUAGGAACACCCAAUCGUGAGAUGCCACAUGAUAAAGCUCCAUCUGGUUGGGCCCCUCCAAGAAACAAUGGGUCCUCUGGUAAAGCUCCUUCGAGGGGAGAGCAAAAUGACUACUCACAGAACUUUGUUGACACUGGUAUGAGACCACAGAAUUUCAUUAGAGAACUGGAGUUGACAAGUGUUGUUGAGGACUAUCCAAAGCUGAGAGAACUUAUACAAAGGAAAGAUGAAAUUGUGGCCAAGUCUGCUUCACCACCUAUGUAUUAUAAGUGUGAUCUACGUGAGCAUGUUCUCUCUCCAGAAUUUUUCGGUACCAAGUUUGAUGUCAUACUUGUAGAUCCUCCUUGGGAGGAAUAUGUUCAUCGUGCUCCUGGCAUUACAGAUCAUAUAGAGUAUUGGACAUUUGAAGAGAUUAUGAACCUGAAGAUUGAGGCAAUAGCUGAUACUCCAUCAUUUAUUUUCCUCUGGGUCGGCGAUGGUGUUGGUCUGGAAAUGGGACGUCAAUGUUUAAAGAAGUGGGGAUUUCGGAGGUGCGAGGAUAUAUGUUGGGUUAAAACCAACAAGAGAAAUGCGACUCCAGGUCUACGGCAUGAUUCGCAUACAUUGUUUCAACAUUCAAAGGAACAUUGCUUGAUGGGCAUAAAAGGAACUGUCCGUCGGAGCACAGAUGGGCAUAUCAUCCAUGCUAAUAUUGACACUGACAUUAUCAUAGCUGAAGAACCUAGCGAUGGUUCAACUAAGAAGCCUGAUGACAUGUACAAGAUCAUAGAGCAUUUUGCUCUGGGCAGGAGGCGGCUUGAGCUCUUCGGCGAGGACCACAAUAUCCGUUCCGGUUGGCUAACUGUCGGAAAAGGAUUAUCAUCCUCAAAUUUCAACAGAGAGGCCUAUGUCCGGAGCUUUGCUGAUAAGGAUGGGAAAGUCUGGCAAGGCGGCGGCGGUCGGAACCCGCCCCCAGAUGCCCCCCAUCUAGUGAUGACGACCCCCGAGAUCGAAAGCCUUCGUCCUAAAUCACCUCCAGCUAAAAGCCAGCAGCAGCAGCAGCAGCAGCAGCAGUCUAUUCCCCCUCUGCCACCUUCAAACGCCCAGAACCUCCGGCGGCUGUCUUCAGGGAACUCGCCGCAGAACCCAAUGGCCUCGGUCCAUCCCGGUUUUAUUUUUGAUACUCCAAUGUCGGACCCUGUGGCCCCUGCCCCCGUCUCGGCCCCUUGGGCUUCUUCGCCGAUGGUGGGGUUGAGAGUGCCGGAGGAACUACAUGCCAGUCUGGAAGAUAGGUUUUUUGAUGGUUUUGGAUUUAAUUCGGUCAAUACGCAGAAUUUUGGAGAUCGUGUUGAUCUUGAGUCUCAUAAGAUGCCCAAUUUUUUGUAACUUUGAUUGAUUGAAUUUAAGCUGGGUGCUGAUCCAGUGGAAUUUUUUGUGUUCAAUAUCAGAUGCUAUUUUCUUAUUGUCAAUUUGCAAUUUGCGGUUA
Ananas comosus (pineapple) is the source of this 3914-nucleotide messenger RNA. RefSeq names its product methyltransferase-like protein 1. Bases 359 to 3814 code for a protein of 1151 amino acids. Lineage: Eukaryota; Viridiplantae; Streptophyta; Magnoliopsida; Poales; Bromeliaceae. Gene Ontology annotation, molecular function: mRNA binding; methyltransferase activity. The transcript is spliced from 7 exons. Gene Ontology annotation, cellular component: RNA N6-methyladenosine methyltransferase complex; nucleus. The record is from RefSeq and is a predicted model, not a curated record.